ACCAGCAAGAAGUCAUUGUGUCUAUAUUCUUUAUAUAAAAAAAAUUAGUAGAUAACAUAGUCUCGUGCUGUGAAGAAGUGUCGAAAUUUUUUGAAUAGUUUAAAAUGAACAGCAAAUUGAUUCUUUACUACCUUAGUGGCUCGAUGCCGUCUAGAGCUUGUUAUUUACUAAUGAAAACCUUGAACCUUGACUUUGAAAUUAAGGAAGUUUUCAUUCCAAAGAAGGAACAUUUCAGUGAAGAUUUUGCAAAAUUGAAUCCAUUAAAAAAGAUUCCAGUUCUUGUUGAUGACGAUUAUGUUUUGUAUGAGUCAAGAGCUAUUCUUGCUUAUUUAAUAAAUUCAAGACGUCCGGGAGACUCAUUAUAUCCAAUUGAUCCUAAAGAACGUGGGAAAGUUGACCAACGACUUUACUAUGAUGCGUCAGUCUUCUUACCAAAUAUGCUCUCUGUUAUCGUUCCAGUGAUCGUUCAUGAUAAGAAUGAAGUGUCACAAAAUUUGAAGAAACCAAUAGAAGAGUCACUGACCGUCCUUGAUAAUUAUCUAAAAGAAAAUGAGUUCAUAGCCACCAAUAACUUGACAAUUGCUGAUUUCUCAAUCGUUCCAAGUGUGACAACAGCUAAGGAGUUUGGAUUCGACUUAAGUAAAUAUCCAAAAUUGAGUGCUUGGCAUGACAAAUUAGAGAAGCUAUUGCCAGGAUUUGAAGAAAAUGUUCAUGGAAGUAAAGUUAAUGCAGCAUCAAUGAAAAAACGACUUGAUGGAGCAAUAUUCCAAUUUUGAGUUGACAGAAAUUUAUAGUUUGUCAUGUUCUUACUUAAUGCUUUUAUCAAUUUCUUAUCGCUAGGUAAAUAAAAGAAUUGAACUUUCAUUAAACAU
Messenger RNA from Chironomus riparius, 872 nucleotides. The record is from the annotation of a GenBank genome assembly. Lineage: Eukaryota; Metazoa; Arthropoda; Insecta; Diptera; Chironomidae.